Oncorhynchus kisutch (coho salmon) is the source of this 1265-nucleotide messenger RNA. RefSeq lists its product as uncharacterized. The record is from RefSeq and is a predicted model, not a curated record. Lineage: Eukaryota; Metazoa; Chordata; Actinopteri; Salmoniformes; Salmonidae. The transcript is spliced from 4 exons. Bases 61 to 999 code for a protein of 312 amino acids.
GACACAUUUGCUGAGAACCAAGAGUUGGCUACAAGACAUUGCAGACUACCAGGAGUUGAAAUGGGUCUUCCAGCCGGGCUGUUGGAGUUCUUGGGGCCAGUAGGGUGGGGGGCAGCAGCGCUGGUAGGGGUGGUUAUAUUGAUUCAAGUGGUUAAAAAGAACAGAGAGGAGAAACAUUCUAUUUCUCCAGGAACUCACAAGUGUUUUGGUGACGAGAGAACACGGUUGAAGGAGGAAAAGUCGAAUGAAGCUUCUGGAAGAACUGGAAACUCUAGGAAGAAGAGAGUAGAACCGUGCCGUCAUGACGAACAUGAGGAUGACAUAAUAAAAGGUUACGGCCUUGGACAUGUUCACAAAUAUAAAGAUGACAAAAAAAUUCGACCAUCUUGGUGUGAUAAGGAGAAUGAAGGCAUUACAGAGGCAGACCAUAUUCCACCUAAAGAUUCUCUGAAGAAGGCCCUAAACAAUGUACGACUGGAUCGUCUCCUACAAGUGAAUCCAAGGCUUCAUGAGAUGAUCAUGAGCCUUGUUAAUGACCCAACUGGACAGAAACUGUUAACCAUGAGGGUUCUUUACCAGGAUCACAGAGAUGCUCUGACCACUGGUAGCAGCAAAGAAUCUAAAAUAUGCAGGUGGAUUUUGACACAAACAAUGCUAAGCGGAAAAGAUGAUUGUGCAGUAAAAAUGCUGGAGCAAGCUUUUAUCAUGGGUCAUCCUAUAGCUUCCCAGAUGCUCAGACAUGAUGCUGGAUUUGUUGACGCCGCACUACGUACCGAGGGUAAAGUUGACAUGUCUGAUGAAGGCACAAGGAGCUACUACAGAUAUGGCUACACUGACCUGGUCAAUGAAUAUCUCUACAAGGGGAUAAUCAACGAUGGUCAAGCAAAAGACCUCAAAAUAUGGGUGAAAAGAGAGAUGCACCUGGACCGGGAUACCCCAGAGUAUAAGGAGAUCCUUGAAGACAUUAAUGAUUUCUAUGACUGUUUUCAUAUGUUGUAGUCUUACUCUUACAGCAGUAUCCAAGGGGAAAGAAUCAAAAGUAUACCUUCCAUCACUUAUCGAUCAUAUUUUGGAGUAGCCUACAAUUUCAUGAAUUUCAUGUUGAUAAUCUAAUUUUAUAAUUAUAAUGUUUUGCUUUACAACAUCAUUGGUUGAUCCACAGAUGUUGCCAUCUCUAUUGCACUCCACACUGCCCUUUCCCACCUGGACGAAAGGAACAUCUAUGUGAGAAUGCUGUUCAUUGACUACAGCUCAGCGUUCAACAC